AUGCCAGGUUCUGAAGUUUAUUGCGCAGAAGAGGCACAUGUAGAAAGGCUUGAAGGCACUGAGGUGCCCACAAGGAACGGUCCGUGUCCACCUGUUCAGGGGCGUUGCGAGGCUGGACGAAUUCGGGGGUCUACACAAGCGGAAGAUGAUCGUGUUAUUUUUGCUGAGGAGAUCAAAAAGGGCACAGAGAACGUUGUAGCUGCGGCGCUGAAUUGCACCUCUUUGGUGAAGUCCCGCCCUGUUUUUCAUAGAUUUAAGGCUGAAAGCGAAAGACGAGCUCUUCUUUCUUCCUUAGAGUUGCUGUUGCGUUUAUACUUUCUCGAUUGUGAAAACAAGGCUUUAUUGACCGCCAUACAUGGUCUUCGCAAUCAAUUAGCGGACCUGCGAAAUCAAGACGUCUUUGGCUGUGCACGUGGGAAGUACCCAGAGGUGUACAUUUUGUAUGAGUUUUUUUCACUGCGGAAACUUUUGCUAAAUUGGGGGAAAUUGGGAGCUGAUAACCAAAUAGCGGCUAUGGAAACAGCGCUGAAACUUGUAGUGCUUGUAAAGUCCUUGGCAUACAUGGCGUUGGAGGCACAUUUAAGGGCUGCCAAAGAGAAGCCACAGUUGGUAGAGAAAAGUGUGACGAAUAUAGUUGCUUGUUUGGAUCAGGCCUGUUGCGAUACACCGUACGGCUUUUUUUCUGUCUGUUGCAAUGUAAUACCGGCAGUACAUCCUCACUACAGAAGUCCAGUGGGAAAAUUAGCACCUGAGCUCGUCUUGAAAGAGGAGGGGGGCGAAACGGAUGACGAUAACAUCACUUCCCCAGAGGAUGAGUUUGUUGGCCGCGUGAUUGGGCUGGCUCAUCCUUUAUCCAAGAAGCGAAUGAUGGAUCGCCCGGAAUCACGGCAAGCACAGGGAGCUCGCCAGCGACACACCGACAAAGUCAAAAAAGAACACAACGUCUGCUGUUCCAAGUAUCACACACAGUAUUCUGCCCCUGAAAGGCACGCCAGCAAGGAGUGUCAGUUUUGCGUUGUAUGCCACAUGAUGGAAAUACUAUUUAACGGAUACACCAAAAAAUGUUGCUGGGGACAUGAUCCUAGUGAGAAUCGGAUAGCGUUCCACCUCAAGCGUUACCCUCGAGUUUAUGAAGCCGCGUUGCAGCGCCUUGCAAAAUGGCGGCAAGGUGUUUCAUUACCACCGUGUAAAAGUAUCUUUUAG
Molecule: messenger RNA, 1203 nt
Organism: Trypanosoma cruzi
Lineage: Eukaryota; Euglenozoa; Kinetoplastea; Trypanosomatida; Trypanosomatidae
Exons: 1
Coding region: 1-1203 (400 amino acids)
Source: RefSeq, a predicted model, not a curated record